CUGCGACACUCCUCUCCAGGUCUCGUCCAUCUUUGUUGCGAAGUUCUCAUCCCCUUUUCCUUCGCCCUCUCUUUGCUCUUCUCCUCAUUCUAUUAGUUUGCUCAACAGCAAUUAGCUAGGCCGCUGCGUUGUUGAAGAUGGCGAGGUCGGUCCGUUUUUUGCUGUGCCUCCUCUUGGUUGGGGCACUUCUCGUGGAUGCCACGUGGGCACGAGCUGACCCUCGGAGGAAAGCGAAAGGAAAGAAGAAAAACAGAACUCGGAAUACAUAUGAGGAUCAGGAUCACCUCCACGUCACUGGUAGCUCAAGGCUACUCAAGAAGAAUCGCGCUCCUUCCAGUGUUAUUGAAGAUAGCCAUUACUGGAACCAGGAGAUGCAGAAGGAGUUGCAGUCCCAGCUGGAGAAGGAGCCGAUCGUGAAGCAGGCCAAGAAUGUCAUCUACUUCCUGGGCGACGGGACAUCCAUCUCGACGCUUACCGCGGCCCGGCUCCUGAAGGGACAGCUCACCGGUCGCUAUGAACACGAGGUCAUGGCUUACGAGACCUUCCCCUACUCGACGUUGAUUAAGACAUACAGCGCUGACAAGCAAGUGACCGACUCGGCAGCGAGUUCCACGGCCUACCUGAGCGGCGUGAAGGGAAAUCAAGCUACGAUCGGCGUGGACGCCAAUGUCCCUCUGGCAGACUGCGACGCCAUGAAUGUCCCUCAAUUCCACACCACUUCCAUUCUCAAGAAUUUCCAGGAUGCUGGGAAAUCCACUGGAGUUGUAACAGUAACCAGAGUCACCCAUGCUUCGCCCGCAGGGAACUACGCCCACACUGCUGAAAGACACUGGGAGAGUGAUGACGACAUCAAUGACUUCGGUGGGGACCCUGAGUUAUGUGACGACAUAGCUGAACAACUCGUCCUUGGGGACACAGGCGCACAAAUAAAGGUCAUAAUGGGCGGUGGGCGCAAGAAGUUCACUCCGAAAGGCGUGGACGAUCCUGAAGGCGGGGACGGAGGCAAAAGAGACGACGGGAAGAACUUGAUCGCAACUUGGCUUCAACAAAAGACAGCGAUCGGGAAUUCCUCGUACGUCUGGAACCGCAGUCAACUCAUGUCGCUGGAUACGUCUACAACACAGUAUCUCAUGGGACUAUUUGACUGGAGCCACAUGGCAUACGCCAUCGAUAAGGACCCUAGCAAUCCUAGCUUGGAGGAAAUGACUCGAAAGGCCAUUGAGGUCCUACAGAGGGACGAUAAGGGAUACUUCCUUUUCGUCGAAGGUGGAAACAUAGACAGAGCCCACCACCUGAAUGAGCACAGGUCAGCCUUGGAGGAGGCACUGGAAUUCGAGAAGGCCAUCGCAGCCGCCAACGAAAUGACCAACCCUGAAGACACCCUCAUCAUCGUCACUGCAGAUCACUCGCAGCCCCUCGUCAUCAAUGGAUACCCCGAGAGACAAAAUGAUAUCCUUGGUAUUGGAGACUACUCGGACGUUGAUGGAUUGCCCUUCACAACGCUCAUGUACACCAACGGACCCGGAUACAGAGGUGAAGAGAAUCACAUAAGGCCUGACCCAUCUCAGGAGGAUUAUGAGGAUCCUCACUACAUGGGCGCCUCCACUGUCCCCAUGAUCGAAUCCCACCACGCAGGCGAGGAUGUUAUCCUCUAUGCCAGAGGUCCUCACGCCCAUCUUUUCACAGGAAUCCACGAAAACGCCUAUAUCCCCCACGCCCUCAGAUACGCUGCCUGCGUAGGCGACGGACUACACUUCUGUACGUCAGAUAAGCAAUGAUGAUCUUCGCGUUUUAAAAAUUACAUUAUUUGAAAAUAGAAAUGUUAUGGUAAAUCGGCAAGAUACGUUGGUAACCCCUAAAUUAUUUAAGAUAGGAAUUUUAAGUCAAAAUAGGAAGGCACAUUGCUAAUAUCAAUAUAGCAUUGAUAGUUGCUAUUGUAUAUCCAUGGCUUCAUCGCGCGCAGCUUUGCUUUGCAGGCUUCAUUGCAUCCAUGUAUAUAUAUAUAUAUAUAUAUAUAUAUAUAUAUAUAUAUAUAUAUAUAUAUAUAUAUAUAUAUAUGCGCAAGAAAACUACAAAUAACAGAAAGGUAUAUUCAGACUGCUUUGCUUAAGUCAUAACGGACGUAAUGAUAACAUGAUGAGAUUGAAUUAAUUAGAAAACAAUAUUCGAAAAUCAAGUCACUUCACAAUUUAUUGCGCUUGUUUACCAUACAAAAAUCCUAUUAUUUAUUUUACAUAUGCAGAAACUCCAGGAGUGUGCGAACGAAUGGAAAUAAAGCGAAAGUUAUACA
Messenger RNA from Macrobrachium nipponense, 2290 nucleotides. RefSeq names its product alkaline phosphatase-like. The coding region runs from base 138 to 1778 and encodes 546 amino acids. The transcript has 13 exons. NCBI's taxonomy places the organism in Eukaryota, Metazoa, Arthropoda, Malacostraca, Decapoda, Palaemonidae. Gene Ontology annotation, biological process: dephosphorylation. The record is from RefSeq and is a predicted model, not a curated record. Gene Ontology annotation, molecular function: alkaline phosphatase activity.